This is a messenger RNA of Mesoplodon densirostris (Blainville's beaked whale), 2081 nucleotides long. RefSeq names its product macrophage immunometabolism regulator (gene MACIR). NCBI's taxonomy places the organism in Eukaryota, Metazoa, Chordata, Mammalia, Artiodactyla, Ziphiidae. The transcript is spliced from 4 exons. Bases 1001 to 1624 code for a protein of 207 amino acids. The record is from RefSeq and is a predicted model, not a curated record. Gene Ontology annotation, biological process: negative regulation of cytokine production involved in inflammatory response; negative regulation of fibroblast migration.
AACGCGGGGCAGCGGGCCUGGCGGCCCCAUUGAGAAGUAGGUCCUUCCCGGGCCUGCUGCGCCUCUGGCUGCCUGCCCGGGCCGCGCGCCGGGUGCGACUGCCCGGGCCAGAUAGCACCUCGGGGCAAUCCUGGCAGCCUUAUCUCGCCUGCCCUCCUCGUCCGCGCAGCAGUCUGUGGGGGGCGAGGCCGUCCGGGAACCCGCAGCCAGCGCCCGCUGCGCGUCUGCCGGUUUGGCGGGGGCGGGCAGACCGGCGGUGGCCGGGGGCGCGCGUGUGGAUUGGGGCCGGGUGCUGGCCAGAAGCGAAAGCGGCAGAUGUCCUUGGGCAUCGCCGCCCUCGCCCCACCUGUCGCGGGUGAACUUUGGGCCAGGUGGGAAGCGGAGGAAAGGGGUUUCCGGGCGGGCGGCAGUCAGACCUUGAGAAGGCGGCCCCAUUGUGAAGCUGCCAAACUCUAGUGGUGGAAUCUGCAAAUCUCUGCCAGAAAGGAGAUGGGAACACGAAGGGAAUGAUGGCCCUGUCCCUUUCUCCUUGUAAAUGUUCCACAUCCUUAGGGUGUCUCUGCUUCUCCAGCCACGCCAGUUUGCACUCGGGUUGAUUACUGAUUUGUGUCGAGCCAAGAUGCUGAGUCUGUAUGUGUAUGACUGUGGCGCACAGGUUAACACUGGGACUGGGAACUUUUUAAUCAUUCGAGGAAAGAGGAAGAAUGGAGGCAAUAGCAUUUUAUAGUGUGCUCGCUACUCCUAGCCAAAAGAACAGCUCUUGCACAACAUUUCCGACGUUUCUAGACUCUUCAUUUCACAUUGUUUUUCUCGGAUAAGCCACACUACAGUUCACUUUGUCUGGAGCAGAGCAGAAACAUUAUUAUGCCUGUGUUCCCUUGGGACUCAUUGGAAACUGUACAGUGACGUCUUCUGGGAUUUAGGCUGAAUGAAGUAUCAGAGAAACACUUCCCGCCUGUAGCUGCCUGUCAGGUUAGGAGUGUGCAGACUGGUGCCUAAAAUGGAAGUAGAUGUUAAUGGAGAGUCCAGAAGUACCCUGACCACCCUGCCCUUGCCCGUGGCCGAGGUGAGCUCCCCGGGAAAGGCAGAGGUGGAGAAGCCCCGCUGUUCCAGCACUCCGUGCUCGCCGAUGCGCCGGACUGUGUCAGGCUACCAGAUCCUCCACAUGGACUCUAACUAUUUGGUUGGCUUCACGACUGGUGAGGAACUCCUGAAGUUAGCCCAGAAGUGCACAGGAGGUGAAGAGAGUAAGGGAGAAGCCGUGCCUUCCUUGCGCUCCAAACAGCUGGAUGCAGGACUUGCUCGUUCCUCUCGUUUGUAUAAAACCAGAAGUAGGUACUACCAGCCGUACGAGAUUCCAGCUGUCAAUGGCAGGAGGCGAAGGCGGAUGCCCAGCUCAGGAGACAAGUGCACUAAAUCUUUACCUUAUGAACCUUAUAAGGCCCUCCAUGGGCCUCUGCCUCUCUGUCUUCUUAAAGGUAAGAGGGCUCACUCCAAAUCUCUGGACUACCUCAAUCUAGAUAAAAUGAACAUCAAGGAGCCAGCUGACACAGAAGUGCUACAGUACCAGCUUCAACACCUGACCCUCAGAGGGGACCGUGUGUUUGCUAGGAAUAAUACAUGAGUGACUUGCAGAGAAUGUAAACCAGUUUAGGUCAGCCUACACUUGGCUAGAAAAUUCCACUGUUGUACUCUGUACAGGACUCUUUACAUUAUAGAUGGUUAAAUCAGCUAAGUGUUCCUGGAACAUAAAAAUUGGAUCAAAUUUUGAAUACAGGAAUGAAAUCACAGGUACUUGAGGUGAAAUCGUUCUAGAACACGCAACUGCAAGGAAAACAGAAUGUUGACCAUUAGUUUGUAUCGCUUUUUAGCUGGGAAAAAAAGGCUUUGGUACAGUAAUAUCGUCUUUAAAAUUCUGAUACUCAAAUUGGAAAUGUUAUCUGCUUGGUUGUUGCUGACUUGGUAUGAUUCAUUAGAAAUUUAUAUCUUAAGUACUCAAGUACUUCUUUAAUCUCUGUACUUUACUAUAAAAUAUAUGUAAUGAUUUGUUUUAUGAAAUUUAGAACUUGAAGAUUGCUAAA